AUGGCAGAAAAUCGGAGCAGAUCCCCUUUCCCGAGCUUGGAUGAAGUGCAAGCCAACAACCAGCGACUCCUCCAAACCAUGGACACACUCCAAGCAUCAAUGAAGCAGCAGCAGGAGACCCUGCACACACACCAAGGGCGAAUCAAUGAAAUCGACCAACGCCCCGCUCACACGCAACACCAGCUUCAAAAAGAGCAGCAACUACAGGCCUCCAAGCAAGCCCUCGUCACCAGCUGGGCAGACAGUGCCACAGCGCACGACCGCCUUAAGGCCAUCGAGGACUUACUUCGCAAAGAGGGCCUGACCUCUCGAUAUGCCAGCACUACUACCAUGAAAGGCAAGACCGGCAUCUCACCCUUUACCGUUGUCGAGUUCUUCACAAAAGAGGCACGGAACGAGUUCCUCGACAUGAUCAAGAAGGACAUGCUCAUCUGCCAUGGCCAAAUCACCGUGGGACGAGCUCAGACGCCCAAAUACCAACGAGAGGCGGACCAGCCCUUUCGAUGCGCCAUCGCCACUUUCUCCCAGUGUGAAGGGACAAGGGCCCGACACAAGCCGACACGGGAAUUGUCUGCGCUCUGGCACUCCGCGGAGUGGGUCCUCAUGGCCGAGGCUUCCCCAGUGGACAAGACAGACAUCAUCAUCCACGUCCAGCCCUCUACGCACGAAGCAUUCGUCUCCAAAUUCCAAGCUGAUUGGCAGCAAUGGGGUGGACAGAAGGGCCAGACCAGCAAUACCGCAGCGGAGUACGAUGAGAAAUGCCGGCAACUCCAGACAGCUGGGAAACAGACCGCGCAACCCAUGGAGACAGACGCGGCCAAUGCCACCCCGCAGACGGUGAGCCAGCCCAAAGGCGCUGGCACGGGGGCCGCGCGGCAGUAG
Durusdinium trenchii is the source of this 882-nucleotide messenger RNA. Lineage: Eukaryota; Dinophyceae; Suessiales; Symbiodiniaceae. The record is from the annotation of a GenBank genome assembly.